This is a messenger RNA of Candoia aspera, 2452 nucleotides long. It is a transcript of the gene CDH22, whose product is annotated as cadherin 22. Gene Ontology annotation, molecular function: cadherin binding; calcium ion binding. Lineage: Eukaryota; Metazoa; Chordata; Lepidosauria; Squamata; Candoiidae. The transcript is spliced from 11 exons. Gene Ontology annotation, cellular component: plasma membrane; catenin complex; adherens junction. The coding region runs from base 1 to 2406 and encodes 801 amino acids. The record is from RefSeq and is a predicted model, not a curated record. Gene Ontology annotation, biological process: adherens junction organization; multicellular organism development; cell-cell adhesion mediated by cadherin.
AUGGUGCCCCAUCGCCCCUCAAGGUUGGGCCUCCUGCUGCUGCUGUGCCUUCUUCUCUGCGCCCCAGACUGCCCGCCAGCAGCCCGGUCCCAGCCUGGGGCACCUGGGGGGUCUGGCCCAGGGGCACCUGGGGAUGGUGGCCAGCCAGGCGCCGGGCGAGUGAAACGGGGCUGGGUCUGGAACCAGUUCUUCGUGGUGGAGGAGUACACGGGCACAGAGCCGCUGUACGUGGGGAAGAUUCACUCAGACUCAGACGAGGGGGAUGGCUCCAUCAAGUACACGAUCUCCGGAGAGGGUGCCGGCACCAUCUUCCUGAUCGAUGAGCUGACGGGGGACAUCCACGCCACAGAGCGCCUUGACCGUGAGCAGAAGACCUUCUACACCCUGCGGGCUCAGGCACGGGACCGGCAGACCAACCAGCUGCUGGAACCUGAGUCGGAGUUCGUCAUCAAGGUGCAGGACAUCAACGACAGCGAACCUCGGUUCCUGGGGGGGCCCUACAUCGGAAGCGUGGCAGAGCUCUCCCCCAUCGGGACCUCGGUGAUGCAGGUCCUGGCCUCCGAUGCGGAUGACCCCACCUAUGGAGCUAGUGCCCGUGUGGUCUACAGCGUCCUGGAGGGGGAGCGGCACUUCACUGUGGACAGCAAGACAGGUGUGAUUCGCACAGCUGUGGCCAACCUGGACCGGGAGACUCAGGACCGCUAUGAGGUGGUGGUCCGGGCAACAGAUAUGGCUGGGCAGCUGGGGGGCCUCUCUGGCUCCACAACCGUCACCAUUGUCAUCACUGAUGUCAACGACAACCCUCCCCGCUUCCCACAGAAGAUGUACCAGUUCAGCAUGGUGGAAACGGCCCCGGUGGGCACGCUGAUCGGGCGAGUGAAGGCAGAGGAUGCCGACGUGGGCGAGAACACAGACAUGGCCUACCAGAUCAAGGAUGAGGGGGCCCUGGGGCUCUUCCGGGUGGCCACAGACAGCAACACGCAGGAAGCGCUGAUCUCCUUGCAGAAGCCUCUGGACUUCGAGGCCCAGGCUGUGCACACCGUGGUCCUGGAGGCCCUGAAUAAGUUUGCUGACCCCCGCUUUAUGGGCCUGGACACCUUCCGGGACCAGACUGUAGUGCUGGUCUCUGUGCUGGAUGCAGAUGAGCCCCCCGAGUUCCAGCCCCCCAGUGGCCUGCUGGAGGUACAGGAAGACGCGCUUGUGGGCUCCCUGGUGGGUGUGGUCACCGCAAUGGACCCCGAUGCGGCCAGCAGACCCAUUCGGUAUGCCCUUGAACGGCCCAGCGACACGGAGCAGCUUUUUGACGUCGAUCCCCAGACCGGGGCCAUCCUGACCAGCCAGGCCUUGGACCGAGAGACUGCCGGCUGGCACAACAUCACCGUCGUGGCCACGGAGGCUGACAAUCCUACUCAAGUGUCCAGGACAGUGCUCAGAAUUCGCAUCCUGGAUGUGAACGACAAUCCGCCAGAGCUGGCCACACCGUACGAAGCUGCGAUCUGCGAGGAUGCCAAGCCAGGAGAGCUGAUCCAGACCAUUAGUGUGGUGGACCGGGACGAACCACAGAGUGGCCACCGCUUCUAUUUCACGCUGGGCCCUGAGGCCUCUGGCAGCCGCCACUUCUCCCUGCUGGACAUCACGGACCACACCGCUGCCCUGCACACCCGGCACCUGGGCUUCAAUCGUCAGGAGCAGGAUAUUUUCUUGCUGCCCAUCCUGGUGUUGGACAGCGGCCCGCCCUCCCUCAGCAGCACCGGCACGCUCACCAUCCGCAUCUGCGGCUGCGAUGACACCGGCACCAUCCAGUCGUGCAACACCACCGCCUUUGUGGUCACCCCUUCGCUCAGCCCUGGCGCCCUCAUCGCCCUGCUGGUCUGCAUUCUCAUCCUCGUGGUGCUGGUCCUCCUGAUCUUGACCCUGAAGCGCCACCAGAAGGGGCACCUGGCCUCAGAGGAAGACGAGGACAUGCGGGACAAUGUCAUCAAGUACAACGAUGAGGGCGGUGGCGAGCAGGACACCCAGGCCUACGACAUGUUGGCGCUGCGCAGCCUUUACGAGUUCAGCGAGGCCAAGGGGGGAGAGAAGGGGGCACCGCCCCUGCCCUCGGCGCUCCAUGCCCUGCCUCAGUGGCGCCAGGCACCGGACCUCGACUUCUCCGUCUUCAGGGACUACAUCAGCCGCAAAGUGAGGCAGGCGGACGGGGACCCCUCCGUGCCCCCCUACGACUCCUUCCAGACCUACGCCUUUGAGGGGGCUGACUCCCCCCUGGCCUCCCUGAGCUCCAUCGCUUCCCGCUCCACCGGCUCCGAGCAGGACUUUGCCUAUCUCAGCAGCUGGGGCCCCCGCUUCCAGCAGCUGGCCACGCUCUAUGCCGGGCCCCGGGGUGGGGAAGGCAGCCGGGAGACCUAACCCACAUCCAGGGGCCUGGUGUACCGGCUGGAGCAGGGCUCCUUGG